This is a messenger RNA of Lathyrus oleraceus (garden pea), 3141 nucleotides long. RefSeq lists its product as uncharacterized. The coding region runs from base 1 to 3141 and encodes 1046 amino acids. NCBI's taxonomy places the organism in Eukaryota, Viridiplantae, Streptophyta, Magnoliopsida, Fabales, Fabaceae. Gene Ontology annotation, molecular function: aspartic-type endopeptidase activity. Gene Ontology annotation, biological process: proteolysis. The transcript is spliced from 3 exons. The record is from RefSeq and is a predicted model, not a curated record.
AUGGCUGAACAAGAACAAGAGAGCGCCCGAGUUAGAGCCGAGUUGGAUGAAAUCAAAGGAGGCAUGUCCCAGAUGCGAGAGAUGCUGCAAGCUUUAACCUUCAGGUUUGAGGUUUCACAAGUGACCGUGAUUUCAGAGACCACGGGCCCAGCAGUAGAAGUCCCACUUCAGAGGUCGUUACCCUCAACCCUUCCUCCAUAUGGGCUACCCUAUGACUUCGUCCCCCGAGCGGAGGUGGUGCACGACAUGGGGCAAUCUGUCCAACAAGCCGUGCCAUUACCGGUUUACACCGACGCACGUCUAGUCAUCCAUACUGUGGCCCCACCAGCUUCCUAUGCUAGGCAUAUUCCUCACUAUGAAGAUCAAAACCACAUGUAUCAGACUGUCGACUCAACCGUUGCUGGUGACGAAGUAAGGCUUGAGGAUUUCAGAGAAGUAAAGGAGAACAUGCAGCUCCUCGAGAAGAAGUUUCGAGAUCUAGAAGGAGACCACGUCUUUGGAUCUGCUGCCAAAGAAAUGUGCCUUGUAUCCGGGUUGGUGAUUCCAGCAAAAUUCAAAACUCCGGACUUCGACAAAUACAAGGGGCAUACUUGUCCAAAGAUCCAUCUCAUCAUGUAUUACCGAAAAAUGGCUGCACACGUGGAAGACGACAAGUUGAUGAUCCACUGUUUUCAGGACAGCUUAAGUGGAGCUCCUUCCAAGUGGUAUUUGAGUCUAGAUCAGAACAGGAUCAGGUGUUUCCAAGACCUGUCAGACGCGUUCAUAAAACAUUACAAAUAUAACAUGGAUAUGGCGCCUGACAGAAGACAAUUGCAGAGCAUGUUCCAGCAUGACAAGGAGUCCUUCAAAGAGUACGCUCAGAGAUGGAGGGAGCUGGCUUCUCAAGUCGAACCACCUCUUUUUGAAAAGGAAUUGGCUGAACUGUUUAUCGACACGGUCCAACCUCAAUUCUACGAAAAGAUGGUUGGAAGUGCUUCCCUGGGAUUCUCGGAGCUUGUUGCUAUAGGAGCUCGCGUUGAAUAUGGUGUGAGAAAUGGAAAACUGGCGGCUGUAGCUGGAACUUCAAAUGCUAAUCCAAAGAAGUUCUCUGGAGGGUUUCCUAGAAAGAAGGAAGGGGAAAUAAAUGUUGUGACUGCUGGUCAAGGAAGAGCUCCUCCAAGAAGGAGACCACAACAAUAUCCACCUCAACAGUAUGUUCAACAACCAAUUCCCUAUCAACAACCCAUGUAUCCCAUCCAGUAUGCUCCACAAUCGUACGUAGCUACUGUGACGCCUGCAUUCAAUCAACAACCUGCUCAGGCUUAUCAAGUGCCUCCAGCUUAUCGACCAACUCCAGUUCAACAACGUGUUAUGGCUCCUCCAACUUAUCAACAAGCACCAGCAGCUCCUGUUUAUCAACAACCGAGAGCUCCAGCACCAAGGCAAAAUGCUCAGAACCAGAAUAAGAGGCAAGGGGAGAGGGCGACCUUCAAUCCAAUUCCAAUGUCGUACACUGAGCUAUAUCCCUCCUUGUUGCAAAAGGGUUUGGUGGUUCCUAGACCUAUGGGACCUCCACCUGGCUGUCUUCCUCCAUGGUACAACCCUAAUGCACAUUGUCCUUUUCAUGAAGGUGCCCCCUGGCAUGACUUAGAGGGUUGUUACGCUCUGAAGCAUAGGAACAAUCCUCUUCCUCCCCAUGGAGAUCCUGCAGUAAACGCCAUCGAAGACGCCUCUGUUGGUGUUACGGUUGAUAAGGUGGAUGAUGUAAAGACUCCUUUGGCAGCAUUCCAUGCUCGAUUGGUGGAAGCUGGCCUGGUUAAUGUUGAUCAUGACAACUGUGAAGAGUGUGCCACACACCCAAGAGGAUGUCAGGUGCUACGAGACAAUAUCCAAAACAUGAUGGAUGAAGGAGUGCUUCAAAUAUCCAGUGUUGUGAAGAACGAAGACGUGUUGGUAAUUGAACCUUGUUUCAAUUUACCCGAACCAGUGGAAAUCCCUUACUAUAGCAGAAAGGUGGCGCUUGUGAAUAGUAAGUCGUCGCCUUUGGAAAUAUGUAUGCCCACGCCUUUUCCGUAUGAGAUCACCAAGGUCGUGCCUUGGAAAUAUGAGAUUACUGUUGUGGAUAAGGUUGUUGAAGGAAGUUCAGACGCUGAGGUGACAAAAGCUGAAUCAACAGUUGUAGCUCCCACUAAAGAACCCGAAGUGGUUCAAUCCGAAGAUGAUGUGGAAUUCUUGAAGUUAAUCAAGAGAAGUGACUACAAGGUUGUGGACCAGUUGCAUCAGACACCAUCUAAAAUCUCUAUUCUAUCUCUGUUAUGGAACUCUCAAGCCCAUAGGGAGGCUUUGUUGAAGGUGCUUGCACAAGCUCAUGUAACACAAAGCAUAACAGUAGACCAAUUUGAUGGGGUGGUUGCGAACAUCACAGCUUGCAAUACUUUGAGCUUCAGUGGAGAGGAAUUACCUGAGGAUGGACAAAAUCACAAUCGUGCCCUCUAUAUCUCGGUAAAGUGCAAAGAUGAUGCUUUGGCAAGAGUUUUGGUUGAUACCGGAUCUUCUCUGAAUGUUAUGCCAAAAAUAACACUCGCCAAGUUGUCUUAUCAAGGACCAGCUAUGAAGCCCAGUGCCUUGGUAGUGAAAGCUUUUGAUGGUUCCAGGAGAACCGUGAUUGGAGAGGUGGAACUGCCCAUAUUGAUUGGCCCUCAUGUAUUCUCGAUUAAUUUCCAAGUCAUGGAUAUUAAUCCAGCGUAUUGCUGCUUGUUGGGACGUCCCUGGAUUCAUGCUGCAGGGGCAGUCACCUCCACUUUACACCAAAAGAUGAAGUUUGUGGUGGACAAUCAAUUGAUCAUCAUCUCUGGGGAGGAGGACUUUAUGGUUAGUCAUCUUUCAUCCUUCAGAUACAUCGAGGCUGAUGAGGACGCUUUGGAAACUUCUUUCCAAGCUCUUGAAAUAGCCAAUGCCACUUUUGUGGAGAUGAAGGACCCUGUUGGGAAAGCUUGUUCAUCUUCCGCUUCUCUGAAAAGCGCAAAGUCUAGCAUUGAAGGAGGAAACCCUGAAGGUUGGGGUCAACUUAUUGAUAUUCGUGAGAAGCAUGAUCGCUUUGGUCUGGGAUAUGUGCCUUCCGCUGCGAAAGGAGCCCGAGUCCCUGCAAAGGACAACACCUGA